UAAAAAAUCAAGGCCGAUAGCGCUCUAGUUCUUGGGCAAACUCCUCUUGGGCGAGAGAAUCACCGACAAAAUUCCAGUUUCGAAGGUACGAGAUAUCACUCCAACGCUCCCCUGGAUUGGAUUGGCGGGGCGCCAGUAGAAAUGUAGCUCGGGAAGGCCGCCGCGCGGCAUCCUCGAUCGAUUCCUCCACAAAAAUGGGGGCAAACUCUUCCAAUCCAUGCUGCUGCCGGGGAAGAUCCGUGCUCGAGGCCACGGUGCUAGCGCUGUGCGUGGGCCUGGCCGUCCUCCCCUUCGCCGCCAUUGGAUUCUUCUCCCGCCCGGCGCUGAUCUGGAAAAUGGAGCUCGUCUUUGGCAGCGAGAGGAUCUGGAGUAGCAGUGGUAGCAGCGGGUGGUAUGGCAGGAACACCCCGCAGCGCUCACGGAACUUGGCGGCCCCGGCAUUCGCAGAUCUUGCGAGGAGCAGUAACUUCAGUGUCAGGGAGCUCUUGCAUCUGGAUGCGCUCUUGAGCAAGGCCGCGUUUCGCAACAACACGGUGAUCAUCACCACCUCCAACCAGGCCUGGGCCGCCAAGGGAAACAUGUUGGAUAUGUUCUUGGACAGCUUCCGCAAGGGCGAGGGGAUCUCGUCGUUCCUGGAUCAUCUCCUCAUUGUCUCGCUCGACAAGAUCGCCCACGACCGCUGCGUCCGGAUCCACAAGCUCUGCUUCGUGCUCAAGACCGACGGCAUCGACUUCUCGGCCGAGAAGUUCUUCAUGAGCGACGACUACCUGAAGAUGAUGUGGAGGAGAGUCCAUUUCUUGGGCGUGGUUCUCCAGCUCGGCUACGACUUUGUCUUCUCGGACGCCGACAUCUUGUGGUUUCGAGAUCCUUUCAAGCACUUCCAUCCGGGAGCCGACUUUGAGAUAGCUUGCGAUCAGUUCUACGGCAGCGCAGUGGAUCUCCGGAACAAACCAAACGGCGGCUACGUCCAUGUCCGAUCGAACAACCGGACGGUGGCGUUCUACAAGUUUUGGCACGCUGCGCGGGUGUUGUUCCCGGGGAAGCACGAUCAGGACGUGCUCAACGCCGUCAAGUAUACGGAGGGGUUUUGGAGUUUGGGAUUGAAGAUGCGGUUCCUGACCACGCAGUUCUUCGGGGGGUUCUGCCAAGUGAGCAGGGACCUGGAGGAGGUGUGCACCAUGCACGCGAAUUGCUGCACGGGGCUCCAGCGCAAGAUCAAUGAUCUCAAGCUGGUGGUGGAGGACUGGGACGAGUUUGCGUCCAUGACUGCGCAAGAGAAGCAGUUCAAAAGGAUCUACUGGAGAGCCCCGCGGGAGUGCUUGCAUUCGUUUGGAUCAUAGUAGCAAUCGGGAAGAAAAAAACAACAAAACUAUACACUUUUAAAAAGUUGGUGAAAAAGGUAAAGUUUUUUAGGGUUCUUCCGAAAAAGACGGAAGGCCAAAUACAAAAAUAUCAAAGUAGAAUAUUCUUAAAGGGU
Selaginella moellendorffii is the source of this 1477-nucleotide messenger RNA. RefSeq lists its product as uncharacterized. NCBI's taxonomy places the organism in Eukaryota, Viridiplantae, Streptophyta, Lycopodiopsida, Selaginellales, Selaginellaceae. The transcript has 3 exons. The coding region runs from base 195 to 1340 and encodes 381 amino acids. The record is from RefSeq and is a predicted model, not a curated record.